CAGAAAAUGAAAUGAUUUUUUGGAUAUUUCUGCUCUGGGCGCUGCAGCCGACUCAUGCGAACCUUAACCUUUUUCUCUCCCAGGGAGAAGUAAAGAGGUUGCUAGGACUGGAAAAUGAACUUUAUUAUAUUCGUGAGGGUAAUAUAAACCAGUAUGCCAUUGGUUUUGUGAUCCCACUUCCAAGUCAUGUUGAUGUUCUUCAUUUCACUUGGUUUCAGUCUUCCCCUCUCCUUCCACUUAACUACAAGUUGAGUUUUGCUAGUUCAGAUACAAGUAUUCUCACCCAACCAAGGGUUAAUAUCUCGAAUUCUGGAAGUGUUCCAAGUCAACCCCAGGUAUGGGGUGUAUCAGUACUGUGUACUGGAGUGAAAGCUGGUGAAGUUGUAAUUACAGUAGACUUAAUCCUGAACAGGAUGGAUAUAAAUAAACUUACAAACACAACUCUACUAAGUUUUAAGCGUAAGAAGGUUUGUUCAAUCUUCGAUCUGAGCGUGAAAGAGGAAAAGGUCCCUGCCUAUGUGAUAUUCUUUAGUGCCAUAGGUGGCUGUGUUCUGUUUAUCGUAAUCAUUAUAACAAUCGUUAUAACCAGAUGGAUUCAAGACUCAAGAUAUAACAAGUACGCCACAGUCUCAGUUCAACCCCAGAACAAUCUCACAACACAGACCUCAGUGUCUCAAACUAUUCUCAACAGAUCUGGUGGAAGUCAUGCUAGUUAUACCCAUCCUAGUGGGCAAAAUUUGCCCAUGCUGCCAGGGUUACCGUCAUACGAGAGGGAGGAACGGAUGUCGAUAACAAUUAACCAAGGACAUCUGAUGCAAGGUUCUCCUAGAUUAGGCGCCUACAGUCUACAAGGGACUGGGGUUCUUUAUAAAUCUGCUCUACAAGGGAACCCUGAGGAACUGUUUACUAGUGAUGUGGAUUCAAGGAUACCGGAGACAAGGGGUAGAAGAACUGGACCCCUGGUCCCUAUAGAGGAGAUAGCUGUAGACAGGCUUUCAUUGACUUUAGGGGAUCUCCUUCAGGAGGGGACCUUUGGAAGGAUAUAUCAGGGUCGGCUAGACAUUGAUUGUGAUUCUGAAGAUGUGAUUGUGAAAACAGUUGUAAUGGGUUCAAGCACUCAUCAAGCAAAUAAACUAGUUGCUGAGGGUGGUAGCUUGUAUGGUAUAAACCACAAGCAUGUAUUGACCCUCCUGGCUACUACCUAUGAUGGCAGCUCCCCAAUGAUGAUCUACUCUUACUGUUCUCCAGGGAAUCUUAAACGUUGGCUUUCUUCCUCCCACCAGCCAGUCAACACACACCAAGCAGUUUGCUUUGGGUUACAGAUACUCACUGCUUUAAAGCAUUUGCAUAAGAGACAUAUUAUUCAUAGGGAUGUUGCUGCUAGAAACUGUUAUCUCUCAACCCUCCAUGAUUGUAAAAUUAUCAGAUUCUGGUUUAAUAAUGCCUAUAUCUCUAGGGAUGUUGCUGCUAGAAACUGUUAUCUCUCAACCCUCCAUGAUUGUAAAAUUAUCAGAUUCUGGUUUAAUAAUACCUAUAUCUCUAGGGAUGUUGCUGCUAGACUCAACCCUCCAUGA
Molecule: messenger RNA, 1574 nt
Organism: Eurytemora carolleeae
Lineage: Eukaryota; Metazoa; Arthropoda; Copepoda; Calanoida; Temoridae
Product: tyrosine-protein kinase Dnt
Exons: 12
Coding region: 12-1574 (520 amino acids)
Biological process (GO): axonogenesis; cell surface receptor protein tyrosine kinase signaling pathway; multicellular organism development
Cellular component (GO): signaling receptor complex
Molecular function (GO): protein tyrosine kinase activity; ATP binding
Source: RefSeq, a predicted model, not a curated record